AUGUUGAACAACAACAACAAAAUGAGCGCCAGUAGUUCGCUCAAGCGGUCUGCCGGAAAUGGCAAGCCAGAUGACGGCAGUACCGAAACUGCAACCUGCGAGCCAGCAACCCAGACGCGCAAGAUCGACAAUACAGCUGGCGCUGGAGUUACAACACAAGAAGAAGUGUCGAAAUCGCAAACUGGACAAGCUGCCUCGUACCGUUUCGAUGCAUCUUCCAGUUCCUAUGGUGGCAAAGUAAGUAUCCGAGAAGAUUUCAGCACAGCUACUGGUCCGAAGCUCUUGAACGGGUCUUCGAGCUCAUCAGCAUCUUCCGGACCGAACUUCAUCCACCUGAAACGUGGUCUAACCGCAGUGCCUGUGUACUCAUCAAUGAAUCGGGAGUUUGCUCGUGACAAACUGGAACGAGCAAAACUGAAGUUGCUGACUGAGAAAGUCGCAGCUUCAGGUUCAGGAUCGUCAGCAGCGUCAUGUGGAGCGUCUUCGAGUGCAUCAGGAUGGGUGUUGGAUGUGUCAAAAGAGAGGAGGACAACGGCUAGUGUACCUGUGUCGACGAAGUCGUCGAAAGCAAGCAUGGUGAGCAAGUCCGCUCCUGCAGUGGAACGAUCAGGACUGAC
Messenger RNA from Amoebophrya sp. A25, 617 nucleotides. Lineage: Eukaryota; Dinophyceae; Syndiniales; Amoebophryaceae. The record is from the annotation of a GenBank genome assembly.